Messenger RNA from Meriones unguiculatus (Mongolian gerbil), 1725 nucleotides. RefSeq names its product X-linked lymphocyte-regulated protein 3A-like. Gene Ontology annotation, biological process: spermatid development; meiotic cell cycle. NCBI's taxonomy places the organism in Eukaryota, Metazoa, Chordata, Mammalia, Rodentia, Muridae. Bases 326 to 1048 code for a protein of 240 amino acids. The record is from RefSeq and is a predicted model, not a curated record. The transcript is spliced from 9 exons. Gene Ontology annotation, cellular component: synaptonemal complex.
UUCGAGCAAAUCAGAAAGCAUGCCGAUAAAGAGACGGGCGUAACAGGCUGCAGCUGUAGCUCAAGGAAAUGAAGCCUCGGGCCUUCCCUCACCAGAAGUUAAGAGCGAUUGGACGAGGCAUGCUGGCCCUUUGAAGCAUGCGCAUUGCGCAGGUACUGACUGCGCAUGCGCAAGUGCUAUGCCAGCCAAUCAGAGGGCCUUGUACUGGUGUGCGGGCUAAACUAAGCGUGAUCGACCUCUGAGGGGAAGAAGGCUGUGAGGUAGUGUCGAGGGUCCGAGUAUCUCUAGUUCCAGGAGUCCUAUCUAUCCCAAGAAGAUUUUGACCAUGUCAAGCAGAGAAAUGGAGGCCACCGACAGUGCUGGCAUGCACCCAAGGCAGGAUCCAACUGUUGCAUCAGAUGACACCCUGAAUAUAGAUGCAAUCACUGCAGGCCUGCAGUGGACCAGCCCAGCCGAGGCCCUACAAGUGGGGAAACAUCAGGCGUUUGGACAUAAGGAAGGCACAGGUGAGUGCAGUGGUGGACCUGAGGAUGGAUCCACAACCUGGAGCCUGCCAGAACCCAGGAACAUUUCCAGAGGACCCCUUAAGAUCUUUCUUAAGGAAAACAGAGAAAGAAUUAGAUCGAUCAUCAACGAGUCUUUCCAAACCAUGCAGAAGAAAGUUGAGGAUGUUCUCAAAGUCCAGGGUGAACUAAGGCAGAAACUUUAUGAACAAUAUUCUCUUCAGAUUAAGAAUUUGAAUUGGAAGUUAAACGUGGAUGCAGGUCAAGUCAAGAAACAGGCAGAAAAGCUCUCUAGAAUAUUUAAGAAGCAAUGCAAAUUUGUUCUUCAGUCUCUGGUUCUUCAGAAGGAGAAAAUGGAAGAAUUUAAAUCUCUGUGUGAACAGUACUUGGAGAAACUUGAGAUGCUGAAGUACUCUUGGGAGAAUUCCAUGGCUGAAGAGCUGAGGGGUCUCAUAGACACCUUGGAGAUGAAACUUCUGAUGGUGAAUCGCCAACAAGAGAGUAUUGCUGCUCGACUGUCUCUCCUUGAUGUGUUACUCUCAUAAUACUUUGAAGAAAAAAGUCCAUUCAGGGGGAGAGGAGAUCAGCUGUGUGGAGCUACUUCUGGAGGCAUUUGCAGCUUCAGCAACUACAUCUUUCAUCAUCCUGUUCCGGAAGAAACCCCUAUCUGUUAAAACCCAAGAGGUCAGUUGCACACAAGAACUCACAGCAAUUAUGACAGCAUGUACCAGACCCAUGCAACCUUAAGCCAGACAAAAUCACAGCAUGGAUGGAACUGUUGGGAAUGACACUAUUAGCAAGUGAUAGACACUGGGAGAAGGAGAGUUGGCUUUCCUCAAAGGUGUGGCCCAUGAUAUGUCUAACAUGCUCCAAUGCUCCAGUCAGUGGCCAGCCACACAUGUAAAUAUUCACAGUCAACACUAAUGUAUCUCAGGUUAAAAACUUCACACAAAGUUGGGUAGGUUUGGAAAUUAGUGUGGAUUUGUAAGGUGAUGGGGAGGAAUGCAAAGAAGUUCAAAUACUAUGUGUGGAAAUCUUGGAUAAUUAAUAUUGUCUCUUAGAAAACAAGGGACUGAUCUGUUCUAGAUUGCUCUAUUUGCAUGCAAAUUUGUUGUCUUCUUGUUUUUAACUGCUGAGGCCGAGUAGUAUUCCACUUUGUAAAUGUACCACAAUUUCUGUAUCCUUUCCUCUGUUGUUUUCAGGUUCUUGCUAUUAUGAAUAA